CCCCCCGCGUGCGAUGCCCGCUCUGGCUUCCGCCUCCCGGCUCAUAAAGAGGAGACAAAAAGGUGCCGGCGGCUGCCGAUCCCGGGCACCCGCAGCCACGUGUCGCAGCGCGGCCCGGCCUCGCUCCCCGCCCGCCGCCGCCGAGCCCGGCCUCGUCUCUCCGGCUGCGCCAGCCCGAGCCCGGCCGCCGGUCCGCGCCACGCGGUAGCGCUCCGUGCCGGACCGCCUCUCCCGCCCGCCGCAGCCGGGGUACCCAGCGGGCCGGCCUCCCGCGUCCUCCCUCCGUCAGCCGGGGUCUCCAGCAUCCUUCCGGCGCGCCGCCCCGGGGGGCCCCGGCCGCCUCCGCCCAGCCAGCGCGCAGCGGCGCCCGCCUUCCCGGGCCAUGUCGGGCAGCGGCGGGGUGAAGAAGCGGAGCUCGGCCGCCUCGUCCUGCUCGGCGCAGGAGGAGGAGCGGCAGGCGCUGGAGAAGAUGCUGGAGCCGGCGGGGCCCGGCGGCGGCGGGGCCCAUGAGAACGGCUGCGCCGGGGCGCUGUCUCCGUGCGCCCCGCCGGGCGCGGAGCCGGGCCCCCCGGGCAGCGGGGACGGCGUGGCGCUGAAGCGCUCCAUCACCCUGAUCAACGGCGUGGCCAUCAUCAUCGGCACCAUCAUCGGCUCGGGCAUCUUCGUCACCCCCACCGGGGUGCUGAAGGAGGCCGGCUCCCCGGGGCUCUCGCUGGUGGUGUGGGCCGUCUGCGGGCUCUUCUCCAUCGUGGGCGCCCUGUGCUACGCCGAGCUGGGCACCACCAUCUCCAAGUCCGGGGGAGACUACGCCUACAUGCUGGAGGUGUACGGCUCCCUGCCCGCCUUCCUCAAGCUCUGGAUCGAGCUGCUCAUCAUCCGGCCUUCCUCCCAGUACAUCGUGGCCCUGGUCUUCGCCACCUACCUGAUCAAGCCCCUCUUCCCUAGCUGCCCGGUGCCUGACCAAGGGGCCAAGCUGGUGGCCUGUCUCUGCAUCCUGUUUCUCACAGCGGUGAAUUGUUACAGCGUGAAAGCUGCCACCCGCGUCCAGGAUGCGUUUGCAGCGGCGAAACUGCUGGCUCUCGCUUUGAUCAUCAUCCUUGGUUUUGUGCAGCUUGGGAAGGGUGAUGUGUCAAACCUGAGUCCUGAACACUCCUUCGAAGGCACAAACGUCGAUGUGGGGAACAUUGUUCUGGCUUUGUAUAGUGGUCUCUUUGCCUAUGGAGGCUGGAAUUACUUGAAUUUUGUCACUGAGGAGAUGAUAAACCCCUACAGAAACCUGCCUCUAGCCAUCAUCAUUUCACUGCCCGUAGUCACCUUAGUUUACGUGUUGACGAACUUGGCUUACUUCACUACCCUGUCAACAGAACAAAUGCUGUCGUCUGAAGCCGUGGCCGUGGACUUUGGGAACUAUCACCUUGGCAUGAUGUCUUGGAUCAUACCCAUCUUUGUUGGCUUAUCGUGUUUUGGGUCUGUCAAUGGAUCCCUCUUCACUUCUUCUCGGCUGUUCUUCGUGGGAUCCCGGGAGGGUCACCUGCCCUCUGUCCUGUCCAUGAUUCACCCCAAGCUUCUUACUCCGGUACCAUCUCUCAUCUUCACAUGCCUCAUGACCCUGCUCUACGCCUUCUCCAAUGACAUCUUCUCCGUCAUCAACUUCUUCAGCUUCUUCAACUGGCUCUGUGUGGCUCUGGCCAUCGUCGGCAUGAUAUGGCUCCGCUACAAGAAGCCGGAGCUGGAAAGGCCCAUCAAGGUUAACCUCUUGCUGCCCAUCUUCUUCAUCCUGGCCUGCUUAUUCCUGAUCGUGGUCUCCUUCUGGAUGACACCAGUGGAAUGUGCUAUCGGCUUUGCGAUCAUCCUCAGUGGGAUCCCCGUUUACUUCUUUGGGGUUUGGUGGAAAAACAAACCCAAGUGGAUCCUCCAAAGCAUCUUUUCCGUGACAGUCCUGUGCCAGAAGCUGAUGGAAGUGGUUCCUCAAGAGUCUUAAGGAGGAAAAGCAAAGACGUUCGGCUCGGGGAAACGCACAAUAUUAUUUUAAAACAACGCAAAAGAAAAUCUUUCUGAUCCCUCAUAAAUCUAGAUACCCUGAGCACCUUGGCAGAGCUGCUGCAUCCCUGAGACUCCACUCCCUGGCGUGCCCUGCUUUCCCCUCCCUGGCCCCAUCACCACCACCAAGCCAGGCAGCCGAGCAACACUUCGAAGAAGAGUUCUUGGGGUACGAAUUUAGUCUAGGAAGAGGAGUUUCUGCUGGUGUCCUCAAGAGGCUCCAGCCCUUCUGGUUACCGGGAAACUGAUCAGGCACUCUCUGUCUGUGUGUGUGAUUGAUGGCUGGACUUCCGUUCUGUUUGUGCUUAUUUGUUGUCGUGUUUUAAUUUAAGGUUAGCAUUUAGUUUCUCCAUCACAGCGGCUGCAGCUGAAUCUGCUAAAGGAAACAGAAAUUCCAAGGCAGUCAAUGUUACACAUGUGCCUGUGCAAGGGAUGGGGAUUUCACACUGCCACAGGGCUGCAAAACAGUCCUCCAAGUCAUUGUCUUUCAAAUGCAACAAACCCAGCCAGCUCACCAGGCGAGAUCUUUGGAAGGCUAAACACUCCUGGGCACAAGUAGACAAAACAAAUGGACUGAGAUAGACAUGAUGCUGAUAUUAAACAAGGACUUGCACUGAUUUCAACUGGAUCCCUGGCCCUUUUUUUGCUGCCCCCCCAUGAAUUUUUUUUAUUAUUGUUUUUAGUGAUACUAAAGCUGUAAUCCAUUGGAUAUAUAUAUUUAUAUUUAUAUAUAUAUAUAUAUAUAUGGUUGGGUUUUUUCCCCCACCUCAGGGACUCCAAGUGUUUCUGCUUUUUACCUACUUAAAAUAAAUAUUAGCAAAUUCUUAGAGAUGUUUGCAAAGCAAAGAUUGUUCGAUAAUUGGCGCACACACACACACACACACACACACACACACACACACACAAUUUUAUUCUACUGGAUGCUUUGGAGUCUGCCAGUGAGGUGCCAUGACAGUGAUACGCGAAAGCCCAGGGUGAAGCAGAAUUAAUGUCUCCGAGAGCCUGGCGCAUGUACAUGUAUUUUGAUUUCAUUCUGAUGCUGAAAAGAGCAAUCUGGAUCACGCUCCGUUGCCUGUUCUCUGCUGUUCAGUCUUAGCCCUCUCUUGGUUAUUAGGCCAGCAUGCCAGGCUACUUUUCUAGUUACACUAGUCCUAUGAUUAUCCUUGCGUACCCGGAAUGCAUAUCCUCUACUCCUGUGAAUUAGUACUGGGGUAGAGGUCAGGGUCCAAAGGGCAGCGUUUCAUGGGAAGUUUAAGUUGCCUUCUGAAAAAUGAGCAGAAGGCCAGGUGGUGAGAUGGCUGCAUUCUACAUUAUCCUGAAGACUGUUUCGAGUCAAGCACAUACACAGCUCAGUGCCAUGCCAACAAGUGGCGCACUCCAUCAGCAUUCGGUGUACUUGAUGCUUGCUCUUAAACAAGUCAUACAGAGAAUGUUUGGAAUGGAUUCUCCUAGCUCAAACUCACAGAUUGCAUGUCAGUGUAUUGGCUGCUGUGAUGGCUUUAUUAACGCAGUACUCACUGUGUUUCUUCUAGAAAUGUAUUCAGAGGAAAUGGGACUAAGUAAGUCUGGGGUGGAGGGAAACGUGAGUGUCCCCAAAUGGGGGAUCCUCAGGGGUCACUUUGCUACCCAUCUACCAUCAGUUUGACUGAUGUUCUAUUUCUCUCACGGCUCCUAGAAGCGAUGCUGGAAAAGUGCUCCUUCACGUAAAACUGCAGCACCAGAUUCUGGUUGGCUGGCAUUAGACCUUCUUUCUAGGACGUUCUGCCUUCCAGAGGGUGGCACUGCUUUGGAUGCCGACCAGGAUCUGCAGUUCUACGGACCAUGUGAAUGUGUGUCUGUUUUCUGGGUGACUACAGGGAGCCAACUUUCCCAUUCCAACUUGAAUAUAGACUCUUCUGCUCGCAUACAGAGUGCUGUAACCUGUUAUAUUGCCAUGUAGUCAGGGUCAUUCUCUUAAGGACUGGAUUGGUUCCUUACCUAAAAAAUCUGUCUCUUUAGCAGGACGCAGGGCCCCAAAUUCUGUAACAAAUUGCCCUGAUCUCAUCUGUGUGAAAGGUGAUGUUCUCUUUUAAAAGCAAAAGUAUAUUUUCCUUAAGUGAGCUGUGCUAGUCCCUUCCAGAGUCGCCUUUAUGCUUUUGCCUGGCCAUUCCCUCCUUUAGAAAAGGGUAAUUAAACUUGUGCCCUGCAGUACUGUUUUUUUGUAAAGCAAGAUAUUUUGAAGUAGUAACCCUGUAGAGUUAGGGGCUUAGAACUCUGCCUCUGUCAGGUGUGUGUCUGCUUUGUUUUGCAUUCUUUUGUCAGCAUGGAAGAUUUCUGGAAAGAGAGGCAAUAAGCAUAUUGAAGCCUUUAGUCGAUGCACUGUCCUUUUAUGAAGCGGUGUUGCCAGGAGGCUUGGCAGCUUGUAGCAGUUCCAGACAGCAGCAUCUCCUAAGACCAUCCGGAGAAAAUGACCAAUAGUUGUAGUUAAAUCAACAAGUUUAUAUAAGCAGCACUGUUGCUGCCAUUUAAAAAAAAAAAUUCUCCUUGUUCUUAGUAAGUAUGAUUGGCGGAGUGGAUGGCUCAUUUGUCCUGUAAAAUAUCUCACUGUUAGGUCAGCUAUUCCAAUCCAACCUGGGUCGGUAGUGGCACAUCUGAUAGCUGUUGAGGGGAACUCUGUGCAGUGGGUUGGUAGGUCUCAGACCAUUCCUAGUGGACAGGUGAACAACUCAUGGGCCAGGGAAUCUGAGCUCCUCUCCUCCAGAUCAGGGUUGAGGUGCUUUGGCAGGACAGGGAGGGGAAAUUUGCACUGCCACUGCAUGUGCAGUCAGUACCUCUUCUGCGGACAGAGCACCUCAGGCAAUCCGACACCUUUCACUCGUGCUAGAUUUUCUUUUCUCUUAGGGUUUAGUGUUCUUCGGACCAGCCACAUGGGGUACCAGGCUUGAAUUUCUUGACUUGGGCUCUAGCCCCCUUGGCUGGCAGGGACUUUAAGUGCCAUGUAGCCAACUGCAGAAUUAUUGGGGGUGGGAAGAGAGAGGGUUUUUCAUCCCUCCCCCACCCCAAGCUGAAGUAAAUUAGUAGCUAUGCUGAAGUCACAAAAAGUUCAGAUCUGGCUCCAAACCUCCCCAGAGUUUUGGCAUUGCUUGGUUUGGACCCAUCUCUACACUAGCUUCAAGGGUGAAGAAGAGAUGAAAAUGGAUUUCCUCUUGUUUAACCUUUAAGACCUAUGUGUAAAGAAGGGUUUUCACACCGGGGAGUUCCUUUUUCCUUUUUUUUAACAAGUCUUAAUUAAAACCUCAACCUGCUUGCUUCUCUUGAAGAGCUUUCCUUCCUGACAUCCACUCACAGUGAAGAAGUUUCUCUCAGGUCAGUCUGCGUGCUCCUGCGGUGAAAUCACAACGCUCCGUUAUGACAUCAGCAUUGUUCCUAUGGCAAUAACUAUAUCCUAAAAACAACUGCUGUGUCACCACAGGAUGAGGCAGGAGGAGUAUCUGGUAGGCCAAGGUUGAAAUCUCAUUCUGAGUUUUCCCAGUGUGCAAGUUCAUCUUUCAGGGACCAGACUGAUUGUCUUGGAAGGGAAUCCCAGGUAGUCCUCUUCAUCCAGAGAAUGGUGGCCUCUGGAUGGUAUUUUGGGGGGUUGGGGAGGGAAUGGGUAAAGGGGUAAAACUGAAUGAAUUUUCUUUGGGGAGAAAAAAAGUUGAAAGCAGUUUUGGCAAAGAGAAGAAAUUGCUGUUACAAAUAUAGAUGCUGUCAGCAGAAUCUACAUCCCAAUGCUAAGGUGCAUAACUAUCAUUCAGAAGCUUUGAGGCUGGACUUGUUUAGCCAGGAUAGAGUACAUCCAAUGAAAGACCUCUGCUGCCUUUCUGAUCAAAAGCAGGGUGAAAUGUGCCAGCUGACGGGGCAUGAGGAGCUGAGAGUGGGUCUGGAGAGACUGCAUAUAAAUCAUCUAGACUAGACAUGGUUUUGCCUGUGAUCAGUCAUCCUAUUGUAUGUUCUGGGUGACCCAAAAGAGAGAGGCUAUCUCUCUCCUCGCACACACUCAAACGAAACCACAGUGAAAGUGUCAUUGUUACUUGUAAAAUACUAAUGACUAUUUGAUGUUGCCGUUUAGUAAAUUUCCCCAACCAGUGAAGUAUCUUGUAAAUGAAUUUUAUAGCAUAGUGUUGUGCAGUUGUGACCCCAACAGCUACAGCUUACUGUAGUGUUAAUAGAAUAGAGUGUAUGGGACCAUGGCAACUAGUUUUUAGGAUUAAUUGCAGGGAAAUAAUUGUCACUGAAUGUUCAUGGCAAGCUUCCCUUAUUGUUACCUAGAGGGUAAGGGAGAGAGGUCCUUGAUUCAAUGGGCACAUUCCCCAGUGCGUAAUAGGGCUCUGCCUCUUUCUCCCUCCCCCUAACCCAUAAACAUCCACCCUAAUUGAAAUGAGACUAUGCCCUUACUACCCACAUCCAUCCUGGCAAAAUAAUGCAAAGGAAACCAUGCCAGCUGGGAUUUCAUAGAGAUGGUGUCAGGGGUUUAACUGUGGCUUCAGUGUAAAUUCUGGAGGGCAGGUGAAAUACAGUGGGUGGUGUGUUAUUUAAAAAAAAAAAUGUUAUCCUGGCUAAUUAAACUUCCUGCAGUAUGUGCAGCAUUUCCCCUUCCGAAUAUCGUGUCGUGGUAAACAGGGUUUUAUUUUUAGUGGCACGCACUGUACAUACCUUGUUGCUGUCCAGCAAACUUUAAAGAUCGUCCAAUUUGAUUGAAACCCGUAUUAAAUUGCUCGGUUGUUCUUCCCUGCUUCAAGCAAUGCUGACAGCUGAGAUGGGAGUGUAACUGAAAUUCCUUGGUGUGACUUUCUUGCGGUCAGUUUGUCUCUAGUGCUGGAUUGUGACAUAGACUGGAGAGGUGGAGCAGGCUGUGCUCAUUAGUCAACGCUACAGAUUCAUAAAUAAUUUGGCCAUUGGCAGUGAUUGGAAGGAAGACGGUACCUGAUGAUUUGAAGAUGUUUCUGGAAUGCAUAUUUAGGUUUGUCUGAACAUGACAGGGUCAUUUUCCAUUUAGUGGUGACACUGGGAGGUCUUUUCCCUUUUGUCUGUGAAAGCCCCCUGAAACCUUAAACAGAUGGUACCGUAUUCGGUGGUAGUCAUUCCAAACGCUACCAUUUACAAAACACUAGAGAGCCUCUAUUACGAGGCACUACUGCAUUUUCAUAAAAGGGUUGCGUAACUCCCCUUUCAGUGACAUCAAAGGGAAGGCUAAAAGAACUGUUGAACCACUAAGAAUUUUUUUUAAUUUAAAAAAUAUAUUGAAACAAUGUUCUUAAAGUUUGAGUCCUCUAUUAGAGCUGAAAUGAGGCAGGCCAGAAGUGAGAUGGCUUUAAUUUCCUCCAGGACCUUUGCUGAAGCUCACGCACUGAGCUGUCUGACAUUUUUCACAUCAGCAGGACUCUCUGGAGUCAAUUACAGCCUUGUAUUCACACUGGGAGCCCACAUAGUAUCUGCUUUAUCCAGCUGCAGGAAGUGGCAUCUUCCCGAGGGGACAAUGGAGUUCAAGAUACUGACUUCAGGCCAAACCUCAACACUCCUUCAGGUGAAACUCCCAUGGAAGUUAUAAAGUUCCCUAGGCUGCUGCAUAUUUCAUGGAGGCUGCACCCAGUUGUGGCCGUGGUGAAUUUGGUCUCUUGAUUUUCAUGGGUAUUUUGCCUGCGUGAGAACAGUAGCACGUGGGUUUGUGGGGCCUGAUCAUGAAAGAUGCUUAGCUCCUCUCAGUUUUCACUGACUCCACGGAGAGUCACAGGUGUUCAGCCUCACUUUGGCUCAGGCCAUGGUAGGGGAGUUUCUCACCAUUCUCUACACUGCGGCAUUGGGAGCUGUAGUGUAGAUGGGCACUGGCUGCUGCCAGGGGUCUAAGCAAGAUGUCAAUCAGUCCUGCUUUGAACAGGGUGACGGUGCUCAAGGUAAUGGUGGCAACUGGCAGCCCAUCUAAUAGGGCUCUCAAUGUUUCUAGCACUGGUAGAGCUGAACCGUUGUUUUUAACAGUGAGGAAUAUUUAGAUGAUGUCCCUAGUGUUAGAUGAUGGCCCUUUAGAGACCUGCUGUUCACAGGUCCUGUCCUUAGCUGCUCUUGAUCACUGUUGUUCCUUGCUUUAGAAAGGAUGUCACUCCCUCCAGUUGUAGUGUUUAAUACAAAAAAUAUUUUUUUAAAUAUUGAAUUAAUUGCAAAAGGCCGAGGGAGCCUUUAUACCAAAAUUAUUCCUUUAGUGUGACAUUCACCCCAGUGCAGAAGAUCUGCACAAUGUCCUGCGUGCCAUAUUCAGUCCCAUGUUGAGGGGCCAAGUGAUGCAGAUGGCUUUGGGUUUUCUGCACCGUGAUGAAUUUCACGUAUAGGGAGAACUUUGCCCCUUGUUUGUUCAGAAGGACAGCGUGAAGACUAAGUCCCAUUUAAGCCCUUAAAAUAGGGAGUUUUAAGUGUUGUGUAGGCCUCGCGCUGGCCCUCUGAACAAAAACAGGGUGAAUUUUGCACCUAGUGAAUAAUCUGACUUUUUAGAAAUGUCUUUCUUUUAAAGAUAAUAUAAGUUUUUUGUUGUUGUUUGUUGUUUUAAUUUUCUUAGCAAACAAAAAAUAUAGAUCUAGGUUAGGAUUUUGUUACACCUGGUUGCUUUUUUU
Messenger RNA from Chrysemys picta bellii (western painted turtle), 8660 nucleotides. RefSeq names its product solute carrier family 7 member 5 (gene SLC7A5). The record is from RefSeq and is a predicted model, not a curated record. Gene Ontology annotation, cellular component: membrane. Gene Ontology annotation, biological process: amino acid transmembrane transport; neutral amino acid transport. Gene Ontology annotation, molecular function: L-amino acid transmembrane transporter activity; neutral L-amino acid transmembrane transporter activity. NCBI's taxonomy places the organism in Eukaryota, Metazoa, Chordata, Testudines, Emydidae.